Molecule: messenger RNA, 2070 nt
Organism: Suricata suricatta (meerkat)
Lineage: Eukaryota; Metazoa; Chordata; Mammalia; Carnivora; Herpestidae
Gene: MED8
Product: mediator complex subunit 8
Exons: 8
Coding region: 71-1045 (324 amino acids)
Biological process (GO): regulation of transcription by RNA polymerase II
Cellular component (GO): mediator complex; core mediator complex
Molecular function (GO): RNA polymerase II cis-regulatory region sequence-specific DNA binding; transcription coregulator activity
Source: RefSeq, a predicted model, not a curated record
GUCCUCUCAGCGUGGCUCUCGGACUAGGAAGCCGGAAGGGGAAGUCGUUGCCUCUGCCACUGACGCCGCAAUGCAGAGGGAGGAGAAGCAGCUUGAGGCCUCAUUAGAUGCACUGCUGAGUCAAGUGGCUGAUCUGAAGAACUCACUGGGGAGUUUCAUUUACAAGUUGGAGAACGAGUAUGACCGGCUGACCUGGCCCUCUGUUCUGGACAGCUUUGCCUUACUCUCCGGACAGUUGAAUACUUUGAACAAGGUCUUGAAGCACGAAAAGACACCACUGUUCCGUAACCAGGUCAUCAUCCCUCUGGUGUUGUCCCCAGACAGAGAUGAGGAUCUCAUGCGGCAGACUGAAGGACGAGUGCCUGUUUUCAGCCAUGAGGUGGUCCCUGACCAUCUGAGAACCAAACCCGACCCUGAAGUUGAAGAGCAAGAGAAGCAACUCACAACAGAUGCUGCCCGCAUUGGUGCUGAUGUAGCUCAGAAGCAGAUCCAGAGUUUGAAUAAAAUGUGCUCAAACCUCCUGGAGAAAAUCAGCAAAGAGGAGCGGGAAUCAGAGAGCGGAGGUCUCCGACCGAACAAGCAGACCUUUAACCCUGCAGACACCAGUGCCUUAGUAGCAGCCGUGGCCUUUGGGAAGGGGCUGUCUAACUGGAGACCUUCAGGCAGCAGUGGUCCUGGGCAGCCAGGCCAGCCAGGGGCUGGGACAAUCCUCACAGGAGCCUCAGGAUUACAGCAGGUGCAGAUGGCAGGAGCUCCGAGCCAGCAGCAGCCAAUGCUCAGUGGGGUGCAGAUGGCCCAAGCCGGUCAAACAGGAAAAAUGCCAAGUGGAAUAAAAACCAACAUCAAGUCAGCCUCAAUGCAUCCGUACCAGCGCCAUACGAGCUACUGGAGAUUUCCUGAAAGUAACAAACUCUUCCUGACCUCCAUUCCUUCAUCUCCACCAUUCCCUCUGCAAGUGACACUUUGCCCCAUCAUUCUGUCUGAUGAAUACCCAAUCAUCUUUCAACAUUCAGCCUGUGAGCCACUCCUCUGUGAAGCUUCCUGACAACCCAGUGUGUGCACAUCAGCGCCACUCCCAACUUAGUAAGGUCAGUCACCUUUUCUUUCAUGCUCUUUAUUGACCCCCAAGUUCAGGCAGACUGAACUGUCAGCAUUUGGAUUCCAGUUCUUCUCCCUGAGAGCUGUGUGAUCUUUGGCAUGAAGUGUGUGUGGCUGGCGCACUGUAGCAUCUGACCCAUCAUGAACGCUAUCUAUAAAGGCUAGUUGCUGCUCGUAUCACAAUUAUUUAGUUGACUGUGGAGAGAUAGUAUAAUGUAGCAUUUUGGUUAAAAGAGCAGGUUUAGGGGUGCCUUGGUGACUCAGUUAAGCAUCCAACUCUUGAUUUUGGCUCUGGUCAUGAUCUCACGAUUCAUGGGCUCUGGCCCCAUGUCGGACCCUGUGCUGAUGGCGUGGAAGCUGCUUGGGAUUUUCUUUCCCCCACUCUCUGCCUCUCCCCGACUUGGAGUCUCUUUCUCUAAAUAAAUAAAUAAACAUUAAAAAAAAAUAAAAAACAGGUGUAGACCACCUGGAUUCUAAUCUUAGCUGUGCCACUUACUAGCUGUGUGGCCUUGGGCAAGUUAAUUUACCUCUCUGAGCCUCAGCUUCCCUAUUCGCAGGGAUGAUACUCUUAAUGGCUGUGUUGUAGAGUUGCUGUGAUGUUUAAAUAGGUUAAUAUGUAUAAAGUGCCCAGAAUAGUGCCUGACAAUAGAAGUGCAAUAAAUAUUCACUGUCCUCAGGGUAGUAUCUAGAACUCUAAUGUCUGUAAUUGCUGCUUAAAUCAGUGAUUCAUGAGUCCCUUUGUGAGGACAUAACUUCUCCCUCCUCUGCACUUGUCUGUGCUCUCUUCAUGCCUGCCCUCAGGAGCUCCGCCUCCUGAGAGGUCCUGUGUGCACAUCUUCUCUCCCCUGGAACAUUUUUUACAUUGGUUUACCUGGUGUGGUUAGUCAGUUUUGAAUUUACUUUUGUGAAUUUUCUUUCUCCCGCCUCUUUGACACUGAUAUUUUCCCAUUAAAGCCCAGUUUUGUCCCUUAA